AUGUAUCGUCCUUCACCUCUUCUGAUUUUGAUAGGAGAUCAGAACCCCUUACUAUUAAAUACUGAAGUACCAUCUUAUACAGUAAUGGAGGCCAGUAGGAACAUAUAUAGCGAUCCAAACAUGUAUCCCAGAUACGAGUAUGCACAUUUCGAUAUAAAUAAUUACGAACGAUCACCGACGUUAGAACCGCCGCCCAACUACCCGACCACAUCAUUCGAGCCAACUGGACAGAGCCUCCCGGAAAUAGAAUCAAUUGGAUCAAAACAGAAAUGUCGAGUAUGUAAUCUGGAAUCCCAUGGAAUGCAUUUCGGUGUUCAGUCAUGUCGACCAUGCGCUGCCUUCUUCCGACGAAUUGUUGUACUCGAUCUCAAAUACACAUGCGUGUCCAAUACGCAAAAAUGCAAUGUUGAGGGGCGCGGAAGAAAUGUGUGUCGCGAUUGUCGUUAUAAGAAAUGCCUGGCCGUCGGAAUGACAACUGAUAAUGUCCAAUACAAUCGCGACAGCCACAACAACAAAAAUUCGACUGGUUCCGGUGGACGACCCAAAAAUAACAAACGAAACGUCAUGUCAGACGAGGAGGAGGCCGCUGGAAGUAGUACUGUAAAAUCGGGAGGUCCGAUAAGGUUGGACGAAUCUUUUCUUGGUUAUAGUGAUGGCUCUUCAACGACGCGUGGCAAUUCUCAGUUAGAUGAAGGAUCGGAGGAACGGGACAACGAGGAAAUGGACAAAAUUAUUAGCGAUUUGAAAUACUUAUUCGUAGAAGUUGGGAUUCUGUUUCGAGAUACAAUCAACGCCUUCACAGAUGGUAAAGCCUACCUCCAACGUAGAUCAGAAAAAUUUUCAAAAUGGGUUAAAAGUGUAGACUUCUUUGAUAAUAUUAGCGAACAACAAAAAAUUGAUACAGUCAAACUAUCAUUCACAAUUUUCGAUCGACUUGAAAGAGCUCAAAUGUCAGUAAAAACUUUUGGAAAAUCUUGUAUUACUGACAAAAAAACCACCCUAUCUUCUUACUGCGCAGUAGAUUGGCGAACUGUAACCAUAAAUCCAGAGACAGCAAUUAACACCGAACUUGCUAAUAAUUACAUAAUCACUGAAUUUCAUGCUCAUAUCAACUCAAUUAUUAAUGAUGUUUGUCAACCACUCUAUGAACUUCAACUCUCGGAUACAGAGACCGCAUUCCUGCUCACACAUGUUCUUGUUUAUUAUGGAAGUGAAAAAGUGUCUCAUGAAUUGGUGGAAAAGUUUGAUGAUCUUCGGGAAAUUGUAACUUCGGAUCUGCAUCAUUACUAUACAAAACAGAUCGGAGUCGAAGUUUAUGCGAAUCGAUUGCUUAAGAUUAUGAACGUCGUGAAUGCAAUGAAGAAAAUCCAUGCCGACCGUGUCAGGAAAAGUGAGCUCAUACGAAUCUUCAACAUAUACAAAGUAUCUGAGAAACGAACGGAUUUCAACUGUAGCUAA
Molecule: messenger RNA, 1458 nt
Organism: Caenorhabditis remanei
Lineage: Eukaryota; Metazoa; Nematoda; Chromadorea; Rhabditida; Rhabditidae
Exons: 12
Coding region: 1-1458 (485 amino acids)
Biological process (GO): regulation of DNA-templated transcription
Molecular function (GO): DNA-binding transcription factor activity; zinc ion binding; sequence-specific DNA binding
Source: RefSeq, a predicted model, not a curated record